GUGGAUGCUCUGCGGCAAUUGAUACGGAGGCAUUUUAUUUUGUUUUGGUGGGUAAUUUUAAUUUUAAUUAAUAUUUUAUUCAGUGUCAGGUGCUGGAAUUGUAUAAUCAAAUGCCUUUGCUAGCAUAAUGUGAUACCUCAGUCCCCAAUGACAAUAAAUCAUCUCCAGAUGAAACUUAAUUCUUUAUGUUCUUGCAUGUAUGAGAAGAAAUUCAGUGAAGCAAAUUUCCCCUUUCUCAUUCCUUUUGCCCUGACAGGCAACCAGUGUGUGUUACGUGAACUGUAGCUUGUUUUCCCUGUUAGCCUGCCUCCUAUUCGCCUCUCCUCUGCAUCCAGUUCCCCUACUCCUGCCGUGUAAGGAGGUGACCAUGUCGGCUGAGGUGCCGGCUCAGAAGGCCGGUGGGACGGCAGCUGAAAUGGAUGUGUCAGACGAUGAGACCACCUCCAGCUCUGAGCAGGCCACCAAUGCUGCCAUCUCGACUGUCUCCACCAUACCGGACAAGUAUGGCUUCAUGCACGUCGAUGGCGACAACGUUCAUUAUGAGGAGGAGAAACUGCCGGUUAAAAUGCUACGGCAGAGGGAACACAAGUGGCUGGAAAUGCUGGAACACUGGGACAGUUUUAUGACUCACAACUUCAAAAAGGUGCGGAGCCGGUGUCGGAAGGGUAUCCCGACUUCCCUGCGCGCCAGGGCGUGGCAGCACCUCUGCGGCGGCUACUACAUGCUGCAGCGUAACGCGGGCGCCUACGAUCGGCUGCUGGAGCUGCCGAUCGACGCGCAGGUGCUGGACGAGAUCCGACGCGACCUGCACCGACAGUUCCCCAUGCACGAGAUGUUCAUGCGGAAAGGAGGGCAUGGGCAGGAGGAGCUGAUGAAGGUGCUGCGCGCCUACGCCGUGUACAACCCCUCGGACGGCUACAGUCAGGCGCAGGCCCCGCUAGCCGCCGUGCUGCUCAUGCACAUGCCCACCGAGCAGGCGUUCUGGUGUCUGGUCUCCAUCUGCAAGGAGUACCUACCCGGCUACUACGGCCAGGGCCUGGAACGCGUCCAGCUGGACGGCGACAUUCUACACGGACUGGUGAAGAAAGUGUCGCCGCACGUGUAUCGGCACCUGAAGAAGCAGAAGCUGGACCCGGCGCUGUACAUGGUCGAGUGGUUCAUGUGCGUCUAUAGCCGGACGCUGCCGUGGGCCUCUGUCCUGCGCGUCUGGGACAUGUUCUUCUGUGAAGGUGUGAAGGUGCUGUUCAGGGUCGGCCUGGUGCUGAUACGGUACGCGCUGGGACGGCGCGGCAUCCUAAAACAGUGUCCCACCAUGUACGAGACGGUCGAGUUUCUCAGAAACCUGCCGCCGGAAAUCAUGCGAGAGUCUGUGCUGGUUCAGGAGAUGACAAAGCUGGACCUCGAUGAGGACGCCAUGACUCGUGAGCACCACAAACAGCUGAAGAAGCGUCAGAAGGCCGAGCGGCGCCGGCAGAAGGCCGAGGAACGAGAGGGUCGGGAGCGCGCGGCGCGGUGACCCGCCAGGCGCGGCGCCCCGUCCUUCCGGCACUGAGGCGCUCCGCCCUGCCAGCGGACCGCCGCCCACCACUGCCACGCAGCUAGCCCGCAGCAUAAUCGCUUUAACGGGGCGCCGCGCCAUGCUCGUUUUCUGACCGCGCGACCCUAACCAUACAUGGCAGCGUACGAUAGGUAUGGCUAGGUUUAUUCCACGUGCAUUCCUGUUGGCGGAGAGCGCCGAUAUUUGUGACGUUAUGAGCUUUUAUUACCGGCGUUGGCGGCUGUUCGGCCGCACACCCAAAUAACCAGUGAUAGAGACCAUGAAUAGAGAGACCGUAUGUAGGCAUGAGAGUAUGGUGCGCGUCUCAGCUCCGUCAGAGGGCUGUGCGGCUCGCCCGAGGGCCGUUCUGAUCAACAUUACUGUGUCACUGUUGGAUGGCACGCUCGGUGGCCCUGUGAGAUGCAAUGCGGUUUGCGAAAGGCGCCGCCCUCCACCGACCGAGUCCACGGCUGCUUGCUUUUUUACUUUUUGCACACGGCGCGGAGAACGUUUUGCUUUAUUGUUUGACUUGAAAUAAUCGAAGGUCAACUCGAUUAUUGAGGCGGGAACGUAGGCGAGAUACGCCUCCUUAAAAUCGCGACGGUACUUCUUUCCAUUCAUUCUUGUUUGAUCAGAAAUAACGCUUUUCCUCAUAGUUUCCGAUCAGUUUCCCGUAAAGCUACUGUGUAUAACUUCACUAUCAUAGCUUAUAUCAACCUUCUGGCGCUAACGAGAUGUUAUCGUAUGUUAUGAUUGUAAACUGUGCCAUGACUGUUGUAAUAACCAACGUGUUUGGACGUCACGAUUCGCAAAUAAAUAAAAUAAUACACAGUGAG
Messenger RNA from Amphibalanus amphitrite, 2373 nucleotides. Its product is annotated as TBC1 domain family member 10A-like. The transcript has 8 exons. NCBI's taxonomy places the organism in Eukaryota, Metazoa, Arthropoda, Thecostraca, Balanomorpha, Balanidae. The record is from RefSeq and is a predicted model, not a curated record. The coding region runs from base 368 to 1516 and encodes 382 amino acids.